Acanthopagrus latus (yellowfin seabream) is the source of this 2617-nucleotide messenger RNA. RefSeq names its product hyaluronan and proteoglycan link protein 1-like. Gene Ontology annotation, molecular function: hyaluronic acid binding. Bases 210 to 1232 code for a protein of 340 amino acids. Lineage: Eukaryota; Metazoa; Chordata; Actinopteri; Spariformes; Sparidae. The transcript is spliced from 4 exons. The record is from RefSeq and is a predicted model, not a curated record. Gene Ontology annotation, biological process: cell adhesion.
ACCACAGGCGGCUGCUGCACAAAGGAAGACGGAAAGAGGGACAGUAGAUGAAUGAAAAUUAAAAUUUAAGAAAAAUUCUUCAAGCUCACAUUCGGCUCUCCUGAAAUAUUUUAAACUAAGUGCAGUUUUUUUUUCUUUUAAAGUUUUAUAUUUAUAUUUUUAAUUGAAGAGGGCCCUUUGUGUAAAAAAAAAAAAAAAAAAAAGUAAAAAUGACGAGUCUGCUGUGCAUCACAAUUAUCUCCCUGGCCCUGACUGCCUGUGCAAACAGUCAGGAGACGAGCACUCCCCCACUGCCAACAGUUAGGGUUAAAGCUGAACUUGGUGGCAAUGUCACCCUGCCCUGCUGGCUCCUGUCCAGGGACUCCAUGUCCUUUGGUGGUGUUGGCAUGCGAGUCAAAUGGACCAAGGUGGCGGAUGAUGAAGCAAUGAAUGAGGAUGUGCUGCUUUCAAUGGGAUUCCACAAGAAGACCUACGGAAGCUUCGAGAACCGCGUCUUUAUGCAGGAGCAAGAAAAUGAAGAUGCCUCCUUGGUGAUGACUGACGUUUCCAAGGAUGACAUGGGAAAAUACCGCUGUGAGAUCAUCAACGGGUUUGAAGACACUGUCCACGAGAUUAUCUUGGAAGUGGAGGGUGAUCUCACUGACGGUGUUGUGUUCCCAUACUUCACAAGUAGGGGCCGCUACAGCAUGACCUUCCAAGAGGCCGGGCAGGCCUGUUUGGACCAGAAUGCCACGGUCGCCACCUACGAUCAGCUGUUUGAGGCCUGGAAAGGUGGCCUUGAUUGGUGCAAUGCUGGCUGGCUGAAUGAUAGCACAGUGCAGUAUCCCAUCACCAACCCCAGAGCACCUUGUGGUGGCACCAACAGUGGUCCUGGCGUCAGGAACUAUGGCCGUCGUGACAAACAGAGCCUCUUUGACGUGUUCUGCUUUGCCUCUGCACACAAGGGACAUUUCUACUGGCUGGUCCAACCCGACAGGCUGACCUUUGACGAGGCUGUGCAGGCUUGCUUGGACGACGGUGCAGAGAUCGCCAAGGUGGGGCAAAUCUACGCCGCCUGGAAGCUUGAGGGCUACGAUCGUUGCGAUGCCGGCUGGUUGGCCGAUGGAAGUGUCCGCUACCCCAUCUCCAGGCCCCGCAAGAACUGCAGCCCAACCGAAGCUGCGGUGCGCUUUGUCGGAUUCCCCGACAAAAUGCAAAAGUCUUACGGCGUCUACUGCUUCAAGGAGCAGUGAGGCGGUAGAUAAGAGUAGGGAAGCCAUAACUACCAAAGAGCAGCAACAACCACAACCAGUCAAAUUAACAAUAAAUCAUACAGCUUUGGGUCUUAUCUAGCAUGAACUCAAUACCCUUCUGAAACUGUGAUAACCCCUUUUUAACGCCUAAAGAAAAAAUCAAAUACUGUACAUCUUACAUCCAUAUGCAAUGAAUGACAGCAUAUUUUGUAGCCAUUAAGUUUUGUUUUCUUCAGUUGUGCAUUCGUUAAUUUUACAUAGACUGUUGGGGAAACAGGCAACAGAGUUAAUGUAUGAGUGACGUGACAGAGACAAGAACUUGAAGGUCGUGAGACACCGUCUAAGUUCGGUUUGUCCUCCACAGAAUGAUCAGAUGUGUGACGUUCAGGAUUUUGAACAGUCAUGCUCAUGCGCAGAUGAUAUUUGCUGCUUUACAAUGUAUCUUAAGAACAAAAUCAUCACGUAUGCAUUUAUCAAGUAUCACAUCAAUGGAAGAACUUUGAUUACAGUGUCAUAAACAUAACUUGGCUACCAGCGUUGAGCCACAGAUGUAUGCAUGUCAUAUUGCAGUAAGUAUUCACCUAGUUCCCACUCCAACCAGGGAUGAAGCUCCUUUUCACGUCAUUUCCAGAGAGGUGUUUAGGAGCUGAGAUCAAAUUUACUGUUUAACAAGAAAAUGAAUGUAAUUGUUUUGAUGGACUGUGACCUACUCUGCAUUGAUAACUCCCACUAGAUCACCUCUUCAUUUUUACUAUUGUCAACUUUCGUUUGUUUUAACAAAAUGUUUUAUGUUGUUCUUUUUAUUUUUUUUUUAUUUUUUAUUUUUUUACCUUUUUAAUGAUAUUUGUCACUAUAGUUUACAUGUUGAUAGUCUUCUAGAGAAAAGAAGAAAUAAAUGCAAAUUCUAGAUUUUAGACAUCUUGGCACAUUAAAACAUUUCAGCAAGACGGUGAAUGCAGAAUAAGUAAAGAUUUCCCCCUUUGCCCUGAUGAUAACCUUUUACCAGAACAUAAUCCUGACUGUAUAACAGUUGUAGCAAUUCCUUAUCAUAGAUAUCUAAUGUUACAGUAGUUAUGAGUACAUCUAAACAAUGUAUGGGCUGAAAUCUGCUUAGAGUGCAGUGUCACAAAUUCUUACUGAGGUUAUCUGUUGUAAAUGGUACAUUUCCACUGACAUUUCCAUUGAUGCUCACUUAUGCUCCUGAAUAAGGAUUCAGUGACAGUCAUACUGCAGGGACUUGGUCUGAAAAUGUGUUUAUGAAUACCAGCAAAACCAAACAACAACAAAAAAGUCCAAGUUGCCUAUGGACUACAGUGAGCAUGUGUUUUCAGAGUCAGAGCCAUAAAACAGAGUCCUUUCUAGACAUCAGAUUAAAAAAAAAAAAA